This is a messenger RNA of Cordyceps militaris CM01, 1191 nucleotides long. RefSeq lists its product as uncharacterized. The record is from RefSeq and is a predicted model, not a curated record. NCBI's taxonomy places the organism in Eukaryota, Fungi, Ascomycota, Sordariomycetes, Hypocreales, Cordycipitaceae. The transcript is spliced from 3 exons. The coding region runs from base 1 to 1191 and encodes 396 amino acids.
AUGGGGAUGACGCCGUUUCAGUUGGAGGCGUGGAUCGAGUUUGCGAUUGGCAUCGUCAUCCUGUUCUCGCGCAUCGUGUACCGGACGAAGCAGGUAGGACGCAACUGGGCCGGCGACGACUACUUUGCCGUGGCGGCGGCUCUGUUUCUGGCGGGCGAGACGGCGAUGCUACACGUAAUAGGACUCUGGGGAUCGAUUGUGGGCAUGACCGACGAAAAGGCUCUCCUGCUCAGUGAAGAAGAAAAGGCAACUAUUGCCAAGGGCGCCAAGGCCGACAUUGCAGGCUGGUGCCUCUACAUUACCCUGAUUUGGUGCCUCAAGGCGUGUAUGCUCUUCUUCUACCGUCGACUUACCCUCGACACCUUCCAGAAGCGCCUGGUUCUGGUGGCCGGCGUGGCCUGGAUAUGCUCAUACGUGGCCACGAUUGGCGUCGUGCUGCUGCGCUGCCUUCCCUUUCACCGCAACUGGCAGGUCUACCCCUACCCGGGCGACGAGUGCGGCACGCCCAACCAAAUAUUCCUGACCCUCGUCAUCACCAACGUCUCGACCGACCUGCUCAUCCUCUACAUCCCACUGCCCCUGCUCUGGGUUGUCAAGAUUCCCCUGGGAAAGUACGCAAGCCCCCUUCAACACCCACGGGUUCCCCCAACGCUAACAACCACCACCUCCAUCAGAAAAAUCAUCUACUGCCUCUGGCUCACAACCGGCAUCUUCGUCGUCGUAGCAAGCCUUCUCCGCUGCGUCCUCUCCAUCCGGUACGCCAACGAGGUCGACGUGUCCACCAUCUGGGCCAUCCGCGAGACCUUUGUCGGCAUCAUCUGCGUCAACGCGCCCAUUCUCGGACCCUGGCUCGUGCGAAAGGGCAGCCUCUGGGCCCAGAGCAUCUCCUCGUCGCGCAACUCGUCCAAGAACAACGACCACAACGGCGGCCUGCCCACCAUCAUCACCAUUGGCCAGCGCAGCAUGCGCCUCGGACGGCUGAAAAAGGAUGGCAAGGCCGAAGGUCGCGCCGGCGCCACCAUCGGCUGGACGACCAUCAACGACAGCGACGAGUGCAUCGGCGCGCCGCUCGCCAGCGGCGCCGGCGCCGGCCCAACAACGGCCAACGCCAAGGGCGAUGCGAAGACGAAACAGACGGCCGUGGCCUCGAUGGCAACUUCAUCAACGACGGCGGUCAGCGACUUGGUCUAG